ACACCCAAUCUCGCCUCUUCAAUCCCUCAUUUACGGGAAAAAAUCGCACAGCCACAGUUGUUCCCAGACGCUGCCCAGGCUGACUGUCGCCGCCCACCAUCCUUUGGUCCGGUGCAAGCUAAUGGAAAUGAAGGAAGAUAUUUUAAAUGCCCGAGCUUUUGGUUUGAUAUUGCCAAAUUGAAUAAGGUUCAGUAUCCCAACAUAACAUUAUUCAGCUGAUUAGAAUAUGUGUAUCGGAAAAGGCUGGAUUUUUGGUUUAUGAGUAUGUGCAAGGGAAAAUUUUAAGUCACAUUUUCCAGAAUUUGAGUUGGGAGAGGCAACGCAAAAUUGGGAUUGCGAAAGCGCUACAGUUUUUGCAUGUCUACUGUUCGCCGAGUAUUCUGGUUGGUGACAUGUCGCCUGAGAAAGUUAUGGUUGAAGGAAAAGAUGAGCCUCGCCUGAGUUUGGCCAGAGAUAGACGAGUGAUAUAAGUAGGCGGGAGGAUUUUUUUAUUCAUAGACGAGGGAUUGAAGGGGUGAGAUCCGGUGUUUAGGAUGCAUUUGCAUUUCUUGUUCUAAGCUGACAUGUUCAUCUUUUAUUGGAGGGCACAAAAGACUUAUUUGUGCCAAGAACGUUAUUGCCAUUUCCCUUCCUUUCUCUCUCUCUCUCACCCUUUUUUAAGAAAGGCACACAACUUCAUCGCCUUUGGUGACGGCUAAGCUCACAACGGGCUUUCUUUGAGGACUCUUUCUCAACGAAAGCAUCAAAAGUUCACAUUUUUCUUCAUUCGGUGUAUGAUGGCGGUUUCCUAUUCUCUGUGUCCUCAAUUUCUGAGAGUUUCCUCUGGAGCCCGUCUUUGCAUUUCCAGUGGUGGAAACAAUUGGGACACCCAUAAGAAGAAGACCCGUCAUCUUGUUUGUGCUUCCACCCAGAAACCAGUGAAAGACUUUUGUAUUGAAUCCAAGGCCCAGACAUUGUUAGACAGUGUAAAAUGGGAUGACAAAGGGUUGGCGGUUGCAAUAGCUCAAAAUGUUGAUACAGGAGCCAUUCUAAUGCAAGGCUUUGCAAACCGGGAUGCGGUCCUUACAACCAUUUCCUCUAGGAAGGCAACAUUCUAUAGCAGGUCACGGUCGAUGUUAUGGACCAAGGGAGAGACAUCUAUGAAUUUCAUCAAUAUUCAUGAUAUAUUUCUUGAUUGUGAUCGUGACUCGAUAAUAUACCUUGGGAAGCCUGAUGGGCCUACCUGCCAUACAGGGUCAGAAACUUGUUAUUAUACGUCAGUGUUCGAUUUAAAAGAACUUCAACAGGUUGAAGGAAAUAAAUUGGCAUUAACCACCUUGUACUCAUUAGAGUCAACAAUCUCCCAACGCAAAGCAGAACUAGCAGUAGAAGAAAAUGGGAAAUCUUCAUGGACAAAACGUUUAUUAAAACAUAAUGACCUUCUGUGCUCAAAAAUCAGGGAGGAGGCAGAAGAGUUGUGUAAAACACUGGAAGAAAAUGAGGACAAAUCACGCACUGCCUCAGAGAUGGCGGAUGUCCUCUAUCAUGCCAUGGUUCUUCUGGCAGUUAAAGAUGUGAAGAUAGAAGAUGUCAUGCAAGUUCUUAGGCAGAGAUUUUCUCAGUCAGGCAUCGAGGAAAAGAGAAGUCGAAUAUCAGAAAGUUAGGCCUUGUAGUCUGUUCAUGUUAACCUCCAACAUUGCAGUGGAUAGUUACUGUUUAUGCAUGAACAACUCCAACCCAUUUGAGUGCGUUAACUCUAGUUGCUGUGCCAUGAGAACUGGUUCGGCUCUGGAUGACUUUUGUUUUAACCUUUUUAGGUAAAGACACAAAUUUAUUGUACUGUUUUAAGAAUUUAUUUAUUCAUAUUAUUCUCGCUUAUUUGUAUCCACGAUGAUUUGAAUAGAAUUUCAAAUCAGGAAUAUUUAUAGCCAAAUGUUAACCAUCAACAUUGCAAUGGGUAGUUACUGUUUAUGCAUGAACAACUCCAGUUCA
Molecule: messenger RNA, 1971 nt
Organism: Corylus avellana
Lineage: Eukaryota; Viridiplantae; Streptophyta; Magnoliopsida; Fagales; Betulaceae
Product: histidine biosynthesis bifunctional protein hisIE, chloroplastic
Biological process (GO): L-histidine biosynthetic process
Molecular function (GO): phosphoribosyl-ATP diphosphatase activity; phosphoribosyl-AMP cyclohydrolase activity
Source: RefSeq, a predicted model, not a curated record